AUGACGGAACUUCCGCCGUCGGUGGCUCUUCCUGGAGAACUUCCUCCACCAAACCAGGAGUACCUCACCGUGAGCAACACUCAUGAGCGUACAUCUGGCUCCUUGAGCAACGCCUCAAUGAGAAGGACGAUGUCAUCGAUCGAGUACUCCAUCCAGGAGAUCCUUUAUAACAAUAAACAAGAACUGCGACUCCUCCACCUCUCCUGCCUUAUCUCCUCCUCCCACAACAUCCCAACUUACUACGCCACCACCGCCACCCACCUCCGCCAGGCCAAACUCCGGUUCAAUAACACAACCCACCUCCAAAAUAGCCAAAUCCAUUUCCAUGAAUUCGCCACCGCUACUGGUUUCCUCUCUUCUUCCCCCACCCCAAAUCCCACCAACAGAUUCCCCACCCACCUCCAGCCCUUAUUCGAAUCCUCUUUCCAUCUUCACCAGCCCGUGGCCACGCUCCUUCAUAGUAUUGCUGCCACGGCGAAAAAAGUUAUUGUCAUCCAUGAUGUCAUGAUGGCCAAUUAUGUGGUUCAGGACGUUGCUAAUGUUCCAAAUGCAGAAUCCUACGGUUUUAACCCAACUUCUCCCUUUUCUUCUUUCUUCGACGGGUGGCAAAUGAAGGGGAAACCCUUCCUAGACGAACCACCACCGAAAGGGCUACCAUCUUUAGAAGGAUGCUACACUGCUGAAAUCCUGAAUUUCAUAACCCUUCAAGCUGAUUUCCUGAAAUUCACAACUGGAUAUAUCUACAACUCGUGCAGAUCAAUUGAAGGUAAAUACAUUGAUUUAAUAGCAAAGGACGAGUUUAACAAACUGAUAUGGGCCAUUGAACCUGGGGGUAGACCAUGA
Messenger RNA from Rhododendron vialii, 843 nucleotides. Its product is annotated as zeatin O-glucosyltransferase-like. The record is from RefSeq and is a predicted model, not a curated record. The transcript has 2 exons. Lineage: Eukaryota; Viridiplantae; Streptophyta; Magnoliopsida; Ericales; Ericaceae. Bases 1 to 843 code for a protein of 280 amino acids.